Messenger RNA from Ipomoea nil (Japanese morning glory), 3444 nucleotides. RefSeq lists its product as uncharacterized. The record is from RefSeq and is a predicted model, not a curated record. NCBI's taxonomy places the organism in Eukaryota, Viridiplantae, Streptophyta, Magnoliopsida, Solanales, Convolvulaceae. Bases 1 to 3444 code for a protein of 1147 amino acids. Gene Ontology annotation, molecular function: nucleic acid binding; RNA-DNA hybrid ribonuclease activity. The transcript is spliced from 3 exons.
AUGGCAUCUCGGCUCCAUUUGUUUCGCCUUGCAUCCACGACUGUAGUGAUACUUUUCCCUGGCGACGAGAAGAACAAUGAUAACUCCGAGUGCAAGGGUCACAAUGAGGGGUUAACACAGUGUACACUCUCUGUAGUGACUGCGAGUUCUUCUCGUCGAGGGGAAAUUGUUUCAAACUGCUGGGAGCAAUCCACUGGUUAUCAUGUGCUGAUACGCCUUGAUACAUGCAGCAAGGCCAUCUGGGAAUGGGGGAGAAAGAAGAAUUCAAAUUUUCAGCCUAGGAUCGAUUAUUGGGCAAAUAGGAUGGACUCUCUUAGAAGCAGAACUGAUACUCAGGGAUUGGCAGCGUAUGCGGAUGCCCAGAGGAAUUAUCUGGACCUCUUAAACCAACAAAAUACUUUCUGGAGGCAAAGAGCAAAGGUCCACUGGUUCAAGGGUGGAGACAUAAAUUCUAAAUUCUUCCACAUGUCAUGUCAGCGCCGUAGGAGGAAUAACCACAUUGCAAAGCUUAUGGAUGAUAGGGGAGUUUGGCACGAGGAGGGCCCAGAGCUCAACAACCUGAUGAUUGAUUACUUCAACCAUUUGUUUGCUUCCUCCCAAGGCGACAUGGAACCUAUCUUGAAUUGCAUUUCUGCCAGAAUAACCGAGGCAAACAACGUUGGUCUUCUAAGAAGGGCUAGUGCAGAGGAGGUCAAGAGGGCUGUUUUUGGAAUGCAUCCGGAUAAAUCUCCGGGACCUGACGGUUUCAACCCGGGUUUUUAUCAAGCCUAUUGGGACAUACUAGGCUCAGACAUUGUAAGGCUGUGUAAUGAGUUCUUAUCCACUGGUCACCUGCCAAGAGGCCUAAACUCAACUCAACUUGUCCUUAUUCCAAAGAAGGCCAAACCAGUGUCCAUGGGGGAUUUGAGACCUAUUUCUCUCUGCAAUGUAGUGUAUAAGAUCUUUGCGAAGGUCUUAGCCAACAGACUUAAGCCUCUCAUGAACAGCCUUAUCUCGGAAAACCAAAGCGCUUUCGUUCCCGGUCGCCUGAUUACGGAUAAUAUUAUGAUAGCUUUUGAAGCUCAGCAUUAUCUGAAGAACAAGAGGCAGGGGGCUGAAGGCUUUGCUGCUUUAAAACUAGAUAUGAGCAAAGCGUAUGACCGGGUAGAGUGGGGAAUGUUGCAUGCUAUGCUGCUGAGACUCGGAUUCUGUCAUAGAUGGGUGAUGAUGAUUAUGGAGUGUGUUAGUACAGUGGAGUAUGUCAUUCAACGGGACGGAGUUGAGCUAGGUCCUAUUAUCCCACAGAGGGGUCUUAGACAAGGAGAUCCGUUAUCUCCCUAUUUGUUCAUUCUAGUGGGAGAAGGCCUAAGUGCUCUCAUCAGGAAGCAGGAAUCGUUAGGAACUUUUCAGGGAUUAAGAAUUGCUCGUAAUGCUCCCAGAGUUUCCCACCUGCUUUUCGCGGACGACAGCUAUAUCUUCUUCAAAGCUACUCAGACUCAAUCCUCCACUUGCAAGCACAUCCUAGACAUGUAUUCUGCAUGCACUGGACAGCUGGUAAAUUUUGAUAAAUCCUCUCUAAAUUUUAGUAAAAAUGUAGGUGGGGCAGUGAGGGGGGUUGUUAGUUCUAUCCUUGGGGUGAGAAUGGAAGGAAAUGCUGGGAGUUACCUAGGCUUGCCAUCCUUAGUUGGCAGGAAUAAAAAUGAAAUACUAGGCUUUAUCAAGAGUAAGAUUGUUUCUAGGAUCAAUUCUUGGAACCAUAAGUUCCUUUCUAGGGCGGGAAGAGAGGUUCUUUUGAAGAGUGUGAUUCAGGCAAUCCCUUCCUUUGCUAUGAAUAUGUUUUUGCUUCCUCAGGGGUUGGUGAGCGAUAUAGAGAGGACUAUGAAUGGCUUUUGGUGGGGGAAGUGUGGUGAUCAGGGUAGAGGAUUGAGAUGGAAAGCCUGGGAUAAACUCUGUGUUCCUAAAAAAUGGGGAGGAAUGGGCUUCCGUAGGAUCAGGGAUUUCAACAUUGCCAUGCUUUCAAAACAAGCUUGGAGGCUAAUUAAUCAUCCGGAUUCUCUUGCUGCAAAAAUCAUGAAGGCUAAGUAUUACCCGGAUUCUCAUUUUGUUGAGGCCAGAAAGGGUGGUAAUCCAUCUUUUGUGUGGUCUAGCCUGCUGGAAACAAGGAGCAUUAUUCAAAGAAAUACUCGUUGGAGAAUUGGGAAUGGACUCUCUGUUCGUAUCUGGCAUGAUGAUUGGUUGCCCGAUGCCACAAAUCCUAUGGUCACCACUCCACCAUAUCCUUACCUCCAUCAUGCUACUGUUAAUUCUCUGUUUGAUUCCAGGGGUUUAGGUUGGGAUGAAGAAGUAGUCAAAGAUAUUUUCAAUCCAAGAGAUGCCCAGCUUAUACUUAGUAUCCCUAUCCCGCAGUGUAACAGAGAUGACAAGAUGAUUUGGAUCAAUGAUGAGAAGGGAUCAUUCACAGUCAGAAGCUGCUACAAAUCCAUCUCGCAGGAUUUCACUAACUUUCCCACUGAAAAAUGGUCUGAUGUGUGGAAGCUUCAUAUCCCUCCCAGAGCAAAGGCAUUCAUUUGGCAAGUAUGUUCAGGCUGCCUCCCGACUACUGACAAGUUGCGCCAGCGAAGAAUUGAUUGUGAUCUUAUGUGUCCUUUGUGCCAUGAAGACGAGGAAUCAGACUUCCACCUACUCGCAGAAUGCAGAUUCCCGUCCCAGUGCUGGAGCAUCUUCCAUCCAUUGCCGGACAAGAAUCAGUACCAAAACUGCUCGGAUUGGAUUGCUCAAGUCUGUUGCACUUUGGAGAAGUCACAAGUUUGUCUGUUCGUUAUCAUAUGCUGGAAUAUAUGGCGAGCCAGGAACGAUAAAGUUUGGAAGAACACCUCUACACCACCCAAGGCCGUUGUGGAGAACUCUAAGUUUUUUUGGAGAGACUGGAAAGCUUGCACUGAUGUAGCAUACCAUGACCGCGGGCAUAACAGUAGUUGCAUAAGAUGGAGCAGGCCAUCACCGGGGUGGUACAAAUUGAAUGUGGAUGCCGCCUUGAAUGUCAACUCAGGCAGAAUGGGCUUAGGAUGGGUCCUUCGUGAUCACCAUGGUUCCUUCUUAUCUGCAGUCAGUCAGCCGUGGACCGGAACUUACUCUCCUAGGGAAGCUGAAGCCUUAGCAAUCAGAGAAGCAUUAAGCUGGUCCAAACAGCACAGCAUUGAGUAUCUUCAUGUUGAGACGGAUUCCUUAUUGGUUGUUCAGGGUCUAUCAUCUCCUGGAUCCGUCACCUCGUUUGAUCUUCUCUUAGUUGAUGUAAAAGAUUCGUUGAGUGCUUUUGCUCAUUGUUGUAUCUCUUUUGCGAAACGUUAUGCGAACCGGACGGCCCAUCUCUUAGCGAGGGAGUCCGUUUCUUUGUCUGAACGUAAGGAGUGGACUUCUGUUCCUCCUUCUUUCAUUUGUAAUGCUCUUUCGUAUGAUUUAAUAUAA